Messenger RNA from Vicia faba (fava bean), 2118 nucleotides. The record is from the annotation of a GenBank genome assembly. NCBI's taxonomy places the organism in Eukaryota, Viridiplantae, Streptophyta, Magnoliopsida, Fabales, Fabaceae.
AUGUGGUGGGUAAGAGUGAUAUGGGCGUUGUUGUUGUCGUUUUGGGUUCUACUCCAACAAAGUAGUUGUAGUAGUAGUAUUGAGGAAGAAGAUAGUUGUCGAGCUUCAUCUUGUGGCAAAAUAUCAAACAUAAGUUACCCUUUUCGACUAAAAAAUGACCCAAAACAUUGCGGGGACAGCAGGUAUGAGCUAUCAUGUGAGAAUGAUGUAACGACUUUGUAUUUGUGUUCCGGGAAGUAUCAUGUGCAGUCCAUCAACUACCACAAUUUCACAAUCACACUGCUUGAUCCCGGACUUGAACUAAAUAAUUGCUCCUCCCUUCCUGUCAAUUUCUUGUCUCGGUUUAAUUUCUUUGAUGAUGUUAAUCAAGACAACACAUAUUGCACUGAUCCAUACCAAGCAACACUAAACAAUCAUGGUAAUGAUGAUGAUCUUCUUUUUGAACAUAUAGUUUACUUGAAUUGUAGCCAUCAAGUGACAAACAAUCACAAGUAUGUUGAUACAUCUUCCUGCAUCAAUUCGCACUCCAUAAAUGGCCAUAGUUAUAUUUAUGCCAUGGCUGGUGAUUUAAUUGCUAAAGAUUUUCAAGUUGGUUGUCAAGUGAAGUUAGUGGCUCCAACUUCAGGGUUCGGUUUGCAGAGAAAUCAAUUGCUUCCCUAUCAUGUCAUGCACAACGCCUUGGCCUAUGGCUUUAUGGUUUCCUGGGUGAAUCUUGUCUGUAAAACAACUUGCGGACAAUCAAAUCGCUGUUCCUUCAACGCUACCACCGAGAAAUUUCAUUGCUCUGACGACUGCGGUUAUAUCUACAUGCUGCAUACUUGUGGAAAAUUGUCUCGACAAAUGUUGUUUGUCAUCAUAGAAACCAUCGUAGCCGUUUGGAAAGGAUUAUUUGGAAUAUUAAAUGGACAACCAAGAUAUAGAUAUGAAGAUUUCUACUGUCCCGAGUAUAUAGGAUUUAUCAUAGGACAAUAUGUUCUACCGUCAAUUCUAGUGGCUAGAUUUAUGUUUGUGAUGACAUUAUUUAUUGGUUUGUUGAUAUACAAAUGGAGGAAAAGGCAUUUGUCAAUGUUUGGAUAUAUCGAAGUAUAUCUACAGCAACAAAACAACCUCACGCCCAUUGGAUAUUCAUACAAAGAAAUUAAGAAAAUGGUGAGAGGUUUCAAAGACAAGUUAGGUGAAGGAGGUUUUGGCACUGUGUUUAAGGGAAAUCUCCGUAGUGGACCUUGUGUGGCAAUCAAGAUGUUGCGUGAGUCAAAAGGUAAUGGACAUGACUUUAUCAGUGAAGUAGCAACCAUAGGAAGGAUACAUCAUUUGAAUGUUGUACAAUUAAUUGGAUUUUGUGCUGAGGGAUCAAAAUGUGCUCUUGUUUACGAUUUCAUGCCUAAUGGAUCUCUUGAUAAAUAUAUUUUCUCUAAAGAAGGGAGUGCAAGUAUAAGCUAUAGCCAAAUUUUUGACAUAUCGGUCGGAGUAGCUCGUGGGAUUGCUUAUCUCCACCACGGAUGUGAAAUGAAGAUUUUGCAUUUUGAUAUCAAGCCUCACAACAUUCUUCUUGAUGAGAACUUCAUCCCAAAAGUCUCUGACUUUGGAUUGGCUAAGCUUUAUCCAGUAGAGAAUAGCAUUGUCACAAUGACUGCAGCAAGAGGUACAAUUGGAUAUAUGGCUCCAGAAUUGUUCUACAAAAAUAUUGGAGGAGUGUCGUAUAAGGCCGAUGUUUAUAGCUUUGGGAUGCUUUUGAUGGAAAUGGCAAGUAAAAGAAAAAACUUAAAUGUCCACGCCGAGCAUUCAAGCCAGCUUUAUUUUCCUUUAUGGAUUUACGAUCAAGUUGAAAACGAGCAUGACAUAGAAAUAGAAGACAUCUCUGAAGAUGAAAAGAAAAUGGUAAAGAAGAUGAUCAUAGUCGCACUUUGGUGUAUACAAUUGAAACCAGAUGAUCGACCCUCAAUGAGCAAGGUCGUGGAGAUGCUCGAAGGAGAUAUCGAAACUCUUAACAUGCCUCCGAAGCCAAUUCUUUAUCCCAAUGAAACCAUUGGAAAUGAUCAAAGAAGCAACUCGGACCAAACAAUGUCAAGUGAUUCUGUGGAAAUAGCAACUGAUUCUCUUAUAGAGAACAUUUCUUGA